Molecule: messenger RNA, 741 nt
Organism: Danaus plexippus (monarch butterfly)
Lineage: Eukaryota; Metazoa; Arthropoda; Insecta; Lepidoptera; Nymphalidae
Exons: 2
Coding region: 101-655 (184 amino acids)
Source: RefSeq, a predicted model, not a curated record
UAAAAUAAAUAUGUCAACGGUCAAAUGACUUUUGAAUUUGUCUUAUGGAAUUUUGUCACAACAAAAUGAGCUUGUUGUAGUCCAUUAAUUUAUUUUAAAAAUGAAAAAAGCGGCUAAUGAUCCUAAAGUAAAAAAAACUCUGCUACGAAACUACGAGAAACGUAUUUCUAAAGAAUCCAACGCCGUUCUCGACGUGGACAGUGAUUCUCCAAACGCACCAAAAGCAUCAAGAUCGCAAAAGGAAAACAAACUUGAUCAACCAACUUUAUGUACAAGCCAAGUGUUAGCUAGUUAUUUGGUUGGGUCUCAUUCAGCUAUUCCACCUCUAUCUACUAAUGAUACUAAUAUCAAUAAAACUGCAAUAAAUGCUAAGGUUACAAAAAAACUUAAUUUUCAUUUCAAUGAUAGAAUAUACAAGAAUCUAGUUGAAAUUAACACAGAUGUCGCAAAUUUAAAAUGCAAGAAAGAAACUAAGACAAAAUCGACAACAUCUUUGAAAAAGGACCUCGAGCCAUCCAUUGAUGAUUUCUGUUCCAACCAGAAGGAAGACGAUGAAAUUCCAGAUGUACCAGACAUUAAACCAAAAUUUAAAGCAAUUAAAAAAAUUGAAGAUGGCCGCUUGCACCGAGUUGUUGCAUCUUUUGAAAAAUUAUGACAAAAUAUGUAUUUUCUAAUAAGCUGUUUUUAAUUCUUAUUAUACAUACAAAAAUAAUGUUAAAUUAAAUAUUUAUUUAAAACAAA